Choloepus didactylus (southern two-toed sloth) is the source of this 4863-nucleotide messenger RNA. It is a transcript of the gene ARHGEF6, whose product is annotated as Rac/Cdc42 guanine nucleotide exchange factor 6. The coding region runs from base 275 to 2617 and encodes 780 amino acids. Gene Ontology annotation, molecular function: guanyl-nucleotide exchange factor activity; protein binding. The transcript is spliced from 22 exons. Gene Ontology annotation, biological process: intracellular signal transduction. Lineage: Eukaryota; Metazoa; Chordata; Mammalia; Pilosa; Megalonychidae. The record is from RefSeq and is a predicted model, not a curated record.
CUUUUUUUAUCCUAGUGAAUUUGUUUUGAAGGUUUUGAAAAAGAAAACUGGUGUUGUCCAUUCUGUCUGCAUCUUUGAGUGUGAUCUCUGUGGUUUUAAAAGUCCGUAUUUUGAGUGGGUUCCACUGUUGUCUAAGAAAAGUUGUUUAAACCUUUGUUCUGCAAGCCCCAGCAGAGAACUCGUAAAAAGGAAGACAACAGCAGAUGCAAUCGCGGAUGUGGCUUAGUCCUUGCAGCUGCCCCAGAGAGCUGUUCGGAGUGUACAGUCCUCAGUAAUGAAUCCAGAAGAGCGAAUCGUGACAUGGCUUAUAUCUUUGGGAGUUUUAGAUUCUCCCAAAAAGACCAUCUGCGAUCCGGAGGAGUUCUUGAAGUCCUCGCUGAAAAAUGGGGUAGUUCUGUGCAAACUAAUCAACAGACUUAUUCCUGGCUCAGUGGAAAAGUAUUGUCUGGAGCCCCAAAACGAAGCAGACUGCAUCAACAAUAUUAAUGACUUCCUGAAAGGAUGUGCAACCCUUCAAGUAGAGGUAUUUGAUCCUGAUGACCUUUAUUCAGGGGUCAAUUUCUCCAAGGUUCUGAGCACUCUUCUAGCUGUCAACAAAGCAACAGAAGAUCAGCUGUCAGAAAGACCAUGUGGACGUUCCUCUUCUCUUAGUGCUGCUAAUAGUUCUCAGACAAACCCACAGGGAGCAGUUUCUAGCACAGCUCCAGGACUGCAAAGGCAGUCAAAGGCAGUGGAGAUGACGGAAAAUGGAAGUCACCAGUUGAUAGUAAAGGCAAGAUUCAACUUUAAGCAGACUAAUGAAGAUGAACUGUCAGUCUGUAAAGGGGACAUCAUUUAUGUCACUCGAGUUGAAGAAGGUGGCUGGUGGGAAGGCACAUUAAAUGGGAGAACAGGCUGGUUCCCUAGUAAUUACGUCCGAGAAAUUAAAUCCAGUGAGAGACCUCUCUCCCCCAAGGCUGUCAAAGGAUUUGAAACUGCUCCGCUUACCAAGAAUUAUUAUACUGUGGUGUUACAGAACAUCUUGGACACUGAAAAAGAGUAUGCUAAAGAACUUCAGUCUCUCCUUGCUACUUACUUAAGGCCCCUGCAGUCUAAUAACAAUCUGAGUACUGUGGAGUUCACAUCCUUACUGGGAAACUUUGAAGAAGUAUGCACAUUUCAACAGACACUCUGCCAAGCCUUGGAAGAAUGUUCGAAGUUUCCAGAAAGCCAACAGAAAGUAGGAGGAUGUCUACUGAGCCUCAUGCCUCAUUUUAAAUCAAUGUAUCUGGCUUACUGUGCAAAUCAUCCUUCAGCUGUAAAUGUGCUCACUCAGCACAGUGAUGAUCUGGAACAAUUUAUGCAAAAUCAAGGUGCAUCCAGCCCAGGUAUCCUCAUUUUAACCACAAGCCUCAGCAAACCAUUCAUGCGACUAGAAAAGUAUGCUACUCUCUUGCAAGAGCUGGAACGGCAUAUGGAGGAUACUCAUCCAGAUCAUCAGGAUAUUCUGAAAGCAAUCAUAGCAUUCAAAAGUCUCAUGGGGCAGUGCCAAGAUCUGCGAAAGAGAAAACAGCUGGAGUUACAGAUACUUUCUGAACCUAUUCAGGCAUGGGAAGGGGAGGACAUUAAGACCUUGGGAAAUGUGCUUUUUAUGUCACAAGUAAUGGUGCAGUAUGGAACAUGUGAGGAAAAAGAGGAGCGGUACCUUAUGUUAUUUUCGAAUGUUUUGAUAAUGUUAUCUGCAAGUCCUCGGAUGAGUGGCUUCAUCUACCAGGGAAAAAUACCAGUAGCAGGAAUGGUGAUGACUAGAUUAGAUGAAAUUGAAGGGAAUGACUACACAUUUGAAAUCACAGGUAACAUAGUGGAGAGAAUUGUGGUCCAUUGUAACAACAACCAGGACUUCCAGGAAUGGUUGGAGCAUCUGUACAGGCUGAUCAGAGGACCUCCCUCUUGUAGCUCGUUAUCUAAAACAUCAUCAUCAUCAUGUAGUGCUCAUUCUACAUUUUCCCAGUCUUUUAGCUCUACUGGACAGCCCCGAGGACCCUUGGAGCCUCCUCAAAUUAUAAAACCGUGGAGUUUAAGUUGUCUACGACCUGCACCUCCACUUAGACCAUCAGCAGCACUAGGUUAUAAAGAGAGGAUGUCUUAUAUCUUAAAGGAGUCUAGUAAAAGCCCCAAAACGAUGAAGAAGUUUCUUCAUAAAAGAAAGACCGAAAGAAAGCCAUCGGAGGAGGAAUAUGUGAUUAGGAAAAGUACAGCUGCUCUGGAAGAAGAUGCUCAGAUUCUUAAGGUGAUUGAAGCCUACUGUACCAGUGCAAAUUUCCAACAAAGCCAUGGUUCAAGUGCUCGCAAAGAUUCUGUUCCACAAGUCUUACUCCCCGAAGAAGAGAAGCUCAUCAUUGAAGAAACCAGAAGCAAUGGCCAGACCAUCAUCGAGGAAAAGAGCCUUGUUGACACUGUUUAUGCCUUGAAGGAUGAGGUCAAAGAACUGAAGCAGGAGAACAAAAGAAUGAAACAGUGUCUGGAAGAAGAAUUGAAAUCAAGAAGGGACCUAGAAAAGCUGGUCCGGAGGCUGUUGAAGCAAACGGAUGAGUGUAUUCGGGCUGAGUCCAGUAACAAGACCUCAAUUCUUCCAUAACCGUCACUGUGCAGCUGGGCAGAGUGUGCCUUUGGGACACAUUGAAAUGUCUGGCUAGAUGAUUUGACUCAGUUUGCUCACGUCUUUUAAUUUUGUGUUUUAUUCUUUCUGUAUUUCUCAAGUGUGUGUGUGUAUGUCUCUCUCUCUCUGUGCGUGUGUGUGUGUGUGUGUGUGUGUUUGCUUGCUUGGGGUGUGUUUUGUUUGGUUAUUGGUUGGUUGGUUUAUUUUAAAAUGGGGAAAAGCAGAAGGUAGUGGUAUAAGUCGCCCCAGAGUCUUUUCCAUUAAGUAAGAAAAGGAAAGCUAAUGCAGGCAAAUGACUUCAAACGGUCUUCAGAUGGCCUUCAAUUCAUAGUGCUUCUGUAACAACUGUAGCCCUUGGGUGACUCUUGUUGGUCUUGACUGCUGUCCCAGAGCAGCUGGUCAUGGAUUAUUAAUUGUUAAUCUGGCUUUUUCCCCAAAGCUUUCCUUUACUUUGAAGCCCAUCAUCACCCAUGACCAACAAAUUUGCCUGAUGAUCCAGCUGCCCUUCCCUAGCCUGUCAUGUGCCACCCCUCAAUUUUUUUUUACUGCCCUAUGCUGUCUAUAAAACCAAGAAAAAUACAGUAGUGCCCUUAUUCCUUUUUUGUUGGUUUACAUUUUAACUUGGGAAGGUAGAACUGUGGUCAUCCAUGCCAACAUCAAAUCUAUUAGCAAAUUGCAGUAGACAAUCUUCCCUUGAGCAGCAGAGUUGACCAUGUCUUCAUAGUGCAUGAUGAGUUUUUUCCAUAGCCUUCUGCCUAAUGUGUAAGUUUUAUAUUUCCCCAGUGCUUUUAGUCAACCAUACUAAGCAGUGUGUAAACCUAGUAUGUGUGUGCUUUGCUUACUUUUUAAAAAUGUAGUUAGACUGUGAGAGUUAUUUUUGUCUACACUGCAUAUUCAAACUGCAGUCUUUCAUCCUUCAAAACAAUCUGUACUGAGGAGAUAGUGUGCCCUAGUAUACAGCUUAUAUUCACUUUAUUUCUCUCCCAUAUAUGCUGUGAGAAGUUAUAAUAUUCAUUGGCCUCUUCCGGUAACACUCUAAGCAUUAUUUACAGAAAUGUGCUGUUGAUCAAGUUUGUAUAUCCAGAACUAAAGAACCCCUCUGGUAGCUGUAUGCUGGUUACUAGUGAAGUAGAUUAUUUGGAGCUGGUUUACUCAAGUUGCUCAUCAAAUCAACUUGGCAACUUCAUAAAUAUCCCAGAAAUUAGCACUAUGAGAACCCAUAUUUAGAAGACAGUUGCAGAAGGGCAGCACACAUCUAAAUUCGGCACAAUUGAGAGUCUGCUCAAGAUUCUAGGACAGAGCAGUGCACACCACCACCCCCUCCCCUAAAGACCGGUGAAAUUUGGCCAAGUGGGGAAGUUCACUAGAAAGAAAGGUAAAGGGCCAAAGUUGUCUUCCAGAUAGAUUUAAUGGUGCCUGCAAAGGUGGGUUUUGCAAAUGUUGUUUAGAAACCAAACUCGAAGCUUGGAAUCCCUAACUUGCACAAGGAGUCCUUUUCUUUUUGGAUUCUUGGGGUCUCAAGAUCCCAUAGCUACAUGGUACUUGGCUGUUGUCUGCUUGAACACCAUCCACAGGAAGUGGACUCUUCUUGCAGGUCAACAUCAGCCAACCACAAACAGCUGUCUUUGGAAGCUGAAGUUUAGUGAAGAACAUCUCUAGGAAUAGCUGUUCUGUUUUUAAACACAGCAGUUUAGAUAUGACAUCCUUAAAAAUUUUAAAACAGCAACAACCACUCAGAUCUUAGCAUCUGCUCUGUCUGUAGUUAGUCAAUGGCUUGCAAUAAACGUGCAAAUUAUAUCCAUAGGAAGCGUUUUUGUGAUCGCAAAAGACUUUAGUUGAUAAGGUAUAGGAUUGCUUAAAAUAUCGAAAAGGCUGUAUUUUAAAGUGAUGUGUACAUAUGCAUGUUUGGGGACUUGGCCCUUCUGAGGGGCGGCCCUCAGCACUCUGGGUAUGAUGCUUGUGCAGAGUGGUGUCACACGCUCACACACUAAACAAUAAUAUAAAGGAAAUGAAGCCAUGUUAACCUGAGAGCAGUGUCUCCAUAGUUGUGUUGUUUACAAUACUCUGUAAAUGGGUUCCUGUUACCCUGAAAUUAAAUUGCUUUCCUUAGAGGCCUUUCAUGUCCCUUCUUACACAAGCUCAAUUUUUCUAACUUGUUUUUAUUUUGAAGACUUUUCAAAUUGACAUUUUCAAUAAAUAAGAAUAACAAUGCUUUAUAAAAUAAA